Bipolaris zeicola 26-R-13 is the source of this 204-nucleotide messenger RNA. RefSeq lists its product as uncharacterized. The record is from RefSeq and is a predicted model, not a curated record. The transcript has a single exon. NCBI's taxonomy places the organism in Eukaryota, Fungi, Ascomycota, Dothideomycetes, Pleosporales, Pleosporaceae. The coding region runs from base 1 to 204 and encodes 67 amino acids.
AUGCUACAUGUUUACUUUUUACUGGAGUGGCGUUGGCGCAGCCUUGCAAGGGUUGGACCGGAGUUUAAGCGGUCAGCAUUUCAGGCUGGCUGCCAAGUCGCUUCGCUGUUCCAGCCACCACACACGCACACACACAGACUGGGGGCGAGUAUCGAAAACGCCAUAUCCUCGGGACGUUUUUGUAUAGCGCCCCGGUCCGUUUGA